Molecule: messenger RNA, 2626 nt
Organism: Tachysurus fulvidraco (yellow catfish)
Lineage: Eukaryota; Metazoa; Chordata; Actinopteri; Siluriformes; Bagridae
Gene: mgat3a
Product: beta-1,4-mannosyl-glycoprotein 4-beta-N-acetylglucosaminyltransferase a
Exons: 3
Coding region: 131-1669 (512 amino acids)
Biological process (GO): N-acetylglucosamine metabolic process; protein N-linked glycosylation
Cellular component (GO): membrane
Molecular function (GO): beta-1,4-mannosylglycoprotein 4-beta-N-acetylglucosaminyltransferase activity
Source: RefSeq, a predicted model, not a curated record
ACCCCUUCUCUUUCUCCCUCUCCCUCUCUCCCACUCUCUCUCUCUCUCUCUCUCUCUCAUUGCUGCGUGCACACGUCCGACAGUGUUAGAGUGUUUUGUGGACGGUGAUGUGGACGGUGAGACAGGUGACAUGGCACGGCUGCACACAAACAUGGCCAGGAUGAAAGUGAGAAGGCACUUAUUGUUCUGCACUGCCGGAGUUUGUUUGCUGUCUCUGAUGUACUGCUUUAAAAUUCUCCAUCAGGAAGCUCUGCUACAGAGACUGUACACUUACAGCUCUCACCUGACAGGAUUCAAAGAUUUCCUCUGGGAAGACAAACUGGCCACGUCCCUUGUCUACGACACGGCUAAGCAGAAGGCGAUUAGGCUGCAAACAAGUCAGAGGAUGAACCCAGCAGAUUUGCUCCUGCUGAAUUCCUCAGGCCUUCAUAAACGAUCGUACGUUCUGCAGGAUGAGCCUGCAUCCUAUUUCAUCCUCAAUGAGAGAGGAGCUCUGUGCUUUACUGAAGGAACAGAAAAGGGAUCAAAAACACCAGAAGAUGCCAUGGUCGAUGAACCUCAAAGUGUGCUUCGGAAGCACCGUGUAAAAAAUGAAAGCAGUCAUGAAGGUCAGCCGGUCAUAUUGUCAAGGAAGGCAUCAAAUUGUGUUUGCCACCAAGGUUGGCAUGGCCCUAACUGUGGAAUCCCUACAGUGGUGCAACACUCAAAUCUUCCGACCAAAUCACAUCUGAAGCCCAGGAAGGUUCCACGACGAAUCAUAAACGCCGUCAACAUCAAUCAUGAGUUUGAUAUGCUGCAUGCAAGAUUUCAUGAACUAGCAGAUGCUGUGGAUCUCUUUCUGGUGUGUGAGUCGAAUUUCACUGCAUAUGGUGAGGCCAAACCCUUGACGUUCCUUCGACUUCUCCUCAACGGAACGUUUGAUUAUGUGAAGAACAAAAUCGUCUACAUCUUCCUGGACCAUUUCCCCAAAGGCGGCCAAGUGGACGGCUGGAUUGCAGACGAUUACCUGCGGACUUACCUGACCAAAAAUGGCUUGCUAAGGAUUCAGGGUCUGCGACCCGAUGACGUGUUCCUUAUAGAUGAUGCAGAUGAGAUUCCGCUUCGGGAAGGAAUUCUUUUCCUCAAAUUGUAUGAUGGUUGGACAGAACCAUUUGGGAUUCACAUGCGGAAGUCAUUGUAUGGAUUUUACUGGAGGCAGCCAGGAACAUUGGACAUUUUAUCUGGAUGCACCAUUGGCAUGCUUCUUGACGUCUAUAAAGGGGACGGAAUCCUGCUACGACGUCGGGCUUAUUACACCAUGCCAGAUUUCCGGGAGUACGAAAAGAAGUCGGGACAAGUUUUAAUGCCGUGGUCCAUCGGAAGCCCGGUGCACUACGCAGGAUGGCAUUGCUCAUGGUGCUUCACACCAAAAGGAAUUUAUUAUAAACUAAUUUCUGCACAAAAUGGAGAUUUUCCCCGCUGGGGGGACUAUGAGGAGAAACGUAAACUGAGUUACAUCAGGGAGUUAAUAAGAACCGGUGGAUGGUUUGAUGGGUCAGAAACAAACUAUCCUCCAACAGACCCUAAAGAGCACAUGUUUGCACCCAAAUAUCUGCUGGAUAAUUACAAGAAGUAUAUCUUUUUGCUGGAGAAUCCAUAUGCUAAAAAGCAUGAUUUAAUUCCUAAAUGAAGGCUGGACUACACAAAAUGCUACUUAAUUUCAGGAGUUUAACUUAUGUAAAGUCACUUCCAAAAUCCAGCAGUUGAAAAGUCAUGAUUUUUCUGAUAGUUCUUCCUCUAUUACAAAAGCAAUACACACAGGAAGGGGAGGAAAGACUGAUUCUCAUAUCAGGAGAUACCAAAGUCAGACCAGCUGUGUGAGGCUUUAUGUGACGUAUUAGCUUAUUCCAAAUGAGUGGCUAGUUUACCGUUAAUUAAGCAAGCAACACAAUACAUUUAACCAGGUGAGUGCCAAGUGACAUUUAACCAAACAAAUGUCUAGCUUACUUUUAACCAGGUGAGUCACUAAUUUCUUUAAAACUAAGCAAGUGGAUAGUUUACCUUUAAUUUACCUUUAAUCGAGUGAGAAGCUACUUUUAAGCAGAUGUGGCCUUAAACAAAACAAGUGUCUAAUUUAUUCUUAACCAGGUAAGUCUUUAAUUUCUUUAACCAGGUGAGUCAGGUGAUUGUCUUUGUCCAGGUAUUUAGCUAGUUGCCUUUAUCCCAAAAGGUUGUUGGCCUUUACCCCGGUGAAUGACGUGAUGCCAGGCAGGUUAGCAAGUCACUUCCUCCUAACCCUUCUCCAAACAAAAGCUGCUGCAGUGCGAGAAAACACUGGAGCCUCUUUUUCCAAAGAGCAGCAGCAGAAAUCUGAGACUUUCACCAGGUUUUUAUCUCUGGGACAGUCGUCUCACUGGCAAAUGUCAUAGGAACAACCUUCAUGAGGGACAUUCGGUCCUUUCCUCACAAGUCUUUUGUUUCUGUCUGGUUUUUAUCAAUAGAAAUAAACAAACACUGUAAAGCACAGUCAGAAAAACAAGGAGGAGUCAUUAGGAUGAACUCCAAUACACUCAGAAUAACCAGAGGUGUGUGUGUGUGUGUGUGUGUGUGUGUGUGUGUGUGUGUGUGUGUGUGUGUGUGUGUGUGU